Malassezia vespertilionis is the source of this 918-nucleotide messenger RNA. RefSeq lists its product as uncharacterized. The record is from RefSeq and is a predicted model, not a curated record. The transcript has a single exon. The coding region runs from base 1 to 918 and encodes 305 amino acids. Lineage: Eukaryota; Fungi; Basidiomycota; Malasseziomycetes; Malasseziales; Malasseziaceae. Gene Ontology annotation, biological process: lipid metabolic process.
AUGUUUGCUCGUUCGGUGCUUGCAUUCGCUGCUCUGUUUGCACUUGUUCCACUUGCUUAUGCUGGUGUUAUCCCUUCCACCUCCUUCGCACAGCCUGUCGACGUGACGGCCAACAUUGACGAAUUCUCCCUCGCGGCUGGUCUCACGCAGCAGACAUACUGCCCAGGCGAUGGCUACAAAAACGGGCAAAAGGUUGGUGAUGCUGAGCUUCUCUGGCACUAUGGCGAUGGCAACUUUGUGCAGCACGCUCUGAUCUAUCACUCAGACUCGCUCGGCAUUGUUGUGGCGUACCAAGGCACCAACCUCACCUCGCUUCUGUCCGAUCUUCACGACGCUGUUUUCUUCCUUUCACCGCCUGACCACCGCUACAAGGAUGGUUUGCCUGAGGGUACAUUGCUUGCUGCCGGCUUCCAGGCUUCCUACAUUGACGUCGUCGACUCGGUGAUGGAGCAAGUUAAGAAAUUAAUGAAGGAAUACAAAGAGGAUCGCGUCUCCAUUGUUGGUCACUCCCUUGGUGCUGCAAUGGGUCUCAUUUCUGCGGCUGAUUUCAACUACCGCCUCAAGGACAAUUUGCACCGCGUCUACCUCUUUGGUCUUCCUCGCACUGGUAACCCAACCUUUGCCAACUUUAUCGACAAGUCGAUUGGUAAGAAGCUGAACUGGGCGGUGAACGGUAAGGAUUGGGUGCCCCAUGUUCCUCCUCGUUUCCUGGGCUUCCAGAACCCGUCUAACGGUAUCUGGAUUAACCCCGCAAACUCCACUAACUGGAAAAUGUACCCUGGUCAGGAGAACGUGCACGGAUAUGACUCCGUGGCGCUUCCCGAGUAUGGUAUUUUUGAUGACCACCAAGGUGUCUACUUCCACACGCAAAUUGGCGCAUCUAGUGGUCAUUGCCCUGCUAAAGUUGGUCAAGACUAA